AAGCUUAGUGGCGACAUGCGUGAACUCUACGACCGGUUACUGCCAUCCGAAGAGAGCGAAAAGAGGCGCACGAAGUUGUUGGAGAAGUUGGAUCGAAUAUUGAACGACAAGUGGCCCGGCAAUGACAUUCGUGUCAAUGUCUUUGGAUCCUCAGGGAAUCUGCUAAGCUCUACAGACUCCGACGUGGACAUUUGCAUCACAACCACGCUGGAUGUGUCUAUGCAUGCCCUGUCCGCACUGCUGGCGAGUCAUGGCAUGCAAAAGGUAGUUUGCCGCGCUGCAGCCAAAGUGCCCAUCGUGAAAUGUUGGGAUCCCGAAUUGCAGCUCGCGGCCGAUCUAAAUGUCAACAACACACUCGCCUUGCAGAAUACGCGCAUGAUCAAGGUGUACAUUCAGCUGGAUAAACGAGUUCGGCCCUUGGCGAAGAUCAUCAAGUACUGGACUAAGCGUCGGUUGCUGAAUGACGCUGCAUUUGGAGGCACAAUUAGUUCAUAUACUUGGAUAUGUAUGAUCAUCAGCUUCCUGCAGAGGCGGAAUCCACCGAUCUUGCCAUCGCUGCAGCAGAUGCGCGACUGUCGAAGAAAGACAGAGACCGGCGAGACCUCUCCCUUCGCUGACGAUCUGGAUGCGCUACGAGCCAAGGAGUUUGGUAAAAGCAAUUCAGAGUCGCUAGGCGAGCUCCUCUUCCAAUUUUUUCGACAUUAUGGAUUCGAGUUCGAAUUCGGAAAGUAUGUUGUCUCCGUCAAGGAAGGUCGGCUGCUCUCCCGGAAAGAAAAAGGCUGGGAUCCCAAAACGAAUUGGCAAGACAAGGAAUCACGAAAUCGCCUGUGUGUCGAGGAGCCAUUCACCGCGAAUCGAAAUCUUGGAAAUUCUGCCGACGACUAUGCGUGGCAUGGAAUACAUCUGGAAAUACGGCGUGCUUUUGAUCUGCUUGAAGAUGGAUUGCAGCUGGAAAAGUGCUGCGAACAGUUCGAAUUC
This is a messenger RNA of Pseudocercospora fijiensis CIRAD86, 978 nucleotides long. RefSeq lists its product as uncharacterized. Gene Ontology annotation, biological process: RNA 3'-end processing. The record is from RefSeq and is a predicted model, not a curated record. Gene Ontology annotation, molecular function: nucleotidyltransferase activity. The annotation marks the transcript as partial. The transcript is spliced from 3 exons. NCBI's taxonomy places the organism in Eukaryota, Fungi, Ascomycota, Dothideomycetes, Mycosphaerellales, Mycosphaerellaceae.